AUGUACGCGCCUGUGGACUUGGAGGCGUCCAAGCUCCAGCAAGUGAAACCUUCCGCCUCCAAUUCGUAUCUCAUGCAACUUAAGCGCGCGUUGUUGGUGCUAGGCAUCGUGGCGCUUGGCCUGACCGUUGGUCUCCUGCUCUUUCGCUUCGUGCGUAGCGACGACUUCGACCUCGUGGUCCAGUGGCUGCAGACUCACGAGACGCUUGGCGCCGCGCUUUACGUAUGCAGUUUCACGUGCUUCGUGGUGUUGUGCUUCCCUUCUACAGCCUUUGAGCUGCUGGCUGGCUACAUUUUCGGCUUAUGGCUAGGCCUGCUGUUGGCUACAACAGGCAAACUCGUGGGUUCUGUGCUGUCCUACGUCAUUGGCCGCUAUCUGUGUCGCCGCCGCGUGCACGCUUACAUGGCACAGGGCCAUCCAGCACUGCAAGGCUUCCAGAGUCUGUUACGUAAGCGACAGAUCCUGGUCGUGUUCCUCACGCGCGUGGCGUUCUUCCCUAUUGCAGUCAAGAACUACGGCCUCAGCGUGCUAGACGUGCGAUUCCCAGUGUAUUUUGCAGCGGCGUUGCUUACUGGACUUCCAUUCUCGUUCAUCUGGGUCUAUUCGGGCCAUGCUGUGGAGAACUUUACAGCUUUGCUGGCCAGCCCCACGGCCGCCAGACACAGCACCGAAAUGAUCUUGCUGCUUGUUGGAGCAGGAAGCGCCUUGCUGUUGCUGUUCGUGGUAGGAUUCUACACCCGCAAAUACGUACUGGACUUGGCGGAGGAGGAAAAGGACGCUGGAACGACGGUCGCCGACACACCCAAGCACACGGUCGAAGGCACAGCUUUUGCCAAUGCGGUAUGA
Messenger RNA from Phytophthora nicotianae INRA-310, 846 nucleotides. RefSeq lists its product as hypothetical. Gene Ontology annotation, cellular component: membrane. The record is from RefSeq and is a predicted model, not a curated record. Lineage: Eukaryota; Oomycota; Peronosporomycetes; Peronosporales; Peronosporaceae. The transcript has a single exon. The coding region runs from base 1 to 846 and encodes 281 amino acids.